AUGAAGUCAGACUGCCAGACGCAAUUUUACACUUCGACAGAGAGGAGGACGACAACAGGUGUUACUGGUUUAUCUCUCAGACUGGAGAAGAUGAGUGAUUUAAAAGAUGAGGAAGAGGACAGAUCUUCUGUCUCCAGCUGUCUGUCUCUGAAGAGUGAGCGGUCUAAAGGAUUACCUCCAGUCUUCAGUGAUGAACCUGGACCCUCGGACACAAAAGAGAAGAGGAAACGUCCUGUUCCUGUGGAGGAGCAGCUGUUCAGCUGUGCUCUGUGUCAGGGCGUCCUGAAGGAUCCAGUCUCUGCCAGCUGUGGACACUGGUUCUGCAGACAGUGCAUCACCUCAUACUGGGAGCAGCCAACUCCAUCAGGAGACUCCUGCUGUCCCCAGUGUGGAGAAAGAUGCAGUAUUAUACAAACAGAUAGUGGUCUGCAGAAGGUUUUAGAUGAACAUAGGCUCAGUCUGAGGAGGAGAUGUGAACGUGUGACUGAAGGAACUGAUCAAAGUGAAACCCUCCUCAACAGCAUCUUCACUGAGCUCUACAUCACACAAGGCCAGAGUGAAGAGGUUAAUACCCAACAUGAGGUGAGGCAGCUGGAGACAGCUUCCAAGAAGAAGCCCCUCCAUGACACUCCAAUCAAGUGCCAGGACAUCUUUAAAGCCUCACCUGACCAACAGACUCCCAUCAGAGCGGUCCUGACCAACGGAGUCGCUGGAGUUGGAAAAACCUUCUCAGUGCAGAAGUUCACUCUGGACUGGGCCGAGGGUUUGGAAAACCAAGAUGUCAGUCUGGUGAUCCCGCUCUCCUUCAGGGAGCUGAACCUGAUCAAAGGUGAGCAGUACAGUCUUCUCAGGCUGCUCCAUGUUUUCCAUCCAACCUUACAGAAGGUCACAGCAGAGCAGCUGGCUGUCUGCAAAGUGCUGCUCAUCUUUGACGGCCUGGAUGAAAGCAGACUUUCUCUGGACUUCAGUAACAAUGAGGUUGUGUCUGAUGUCUCACAGCAGUCCUCAGUGAACGUGCUGCUGACAAACCUCAUCAGGGGGAAGCUGCUUCCCUCGGCUCUCGUCUGGAUAACUUCCCGACCUGCAGCGUCCAAUCAGAUCCCUCCUGAGUGUGUGGACAGGGUAACAGAAGUACGAGGCUUCACUGACGCCCAGAAGGAGGAGUACUUCAGGAGGACAUCGAGUGAUGAAGGCCUGUCCAGCAGAAUCAUCUCUCACAUCAAGGGCUCCAGGAGCCUCCACAUCAUGUGUCUGAUCCCAGUCUUCUGCUGGAUCACUGCUGCAGUUCUGGACCACAUGUUGACUACAGACCAGAGAGGAGAGCUGCCCCAGACCCUCACUGACAUGUACUCACACUUCCUGCUGGUCCAGACCAAGAGGAAGAAGCAGAAGUAUGAAGAGGGACAUGAGACGAGUCCACAGCAGCUGACGGAGGCUGACAGGGAGGUUCUUUUGAAGCUGGGGAGGCUGGCGUUUGAACAUCUGGAGAAAGGAGACAUCAUGUUCUACCAAGAAGACCUGCAGCGCUGUGGUCUUGAUGUCACCGAGGCCUUGGUGCACUCAGGAGUAUGUACAGAGAUCUUCAAAAGAGAGAGUGUGAUCUUCCAGAAAACAGUCUACUGCUUUGUUCAUAUGAGCAUUCAGGAGUUUCUGGCUGCAGUCUACAUGUUGCACUGUUACACCAACAGAGACACAAAGGUAACGAAGGACUUCCUGCAGGGAGACUGGGACGAAGAAAGUGAUAGCAGUAAUCCGGAUUACCCAUCCCUGGAUGUCUUCCUGAAGAAAGCCAUGGAGAAAUCCCUCAGAAGUCAAAAUGGCCACCUGGACCUGUUUGUCCGCUUUCUCCACGGCCUCUCUCUGGAGUCCAGCCACAGACUCUUAGGAGGCCUUCUUGGUCGCACAGACAUCCGUCCAAAAAUCAUCCAGAGACUCUUCAGAGGCCAGCUGGGUCGCAAAGAAAUCCAGAGAGCCAUCAAGAACCUGAAGGAGAUGAGCAGUGAUGAAAUCUCUCCUGACAGGAGCAUCAACAUCUUCCACUGUCUGACUGAGAUGAAGGACCACUCAGUACAUCAGGAGAUCACAAAGUUCCUGAAAUCAGAGAACAGAUCAGGGAAGAGACUCUCUGAGAUCCAAUGCUCAGCUCUGGCCGACAUGCUGCAGAUGUCAGAGGAGGUUCUGGAGGAGUUGGACCUGAAGAAGUACAACACAUCAGCGGAGGGAAAACGGAGACUGAUUCCAGCUGUGAGGAACUGCAGGAAGGCUGAACUAACUUCCUGUGGACUCUCAGAGACUCACUGUGAAGUCGUGGCCUCAGCUCUGAAGUCUGACCCCUCCCAUCUGAGAGAUCUGGACCUGAGUUACAACAAGCUGCAGGAUUCAGGAGUGGAGCUGCUGAGUUCUGGACUAAAGAGUCCAAACUGCAGACUGGAGACUCUCAGACUGUGGGGCUGCAUGUUGUCAGAGAUCAGCUGUUCUGCUCUGAUCUCUGCCCUGAAGUCCAACCCCUCCCAUCUGAGAGAUCUGGACCUGAGUAACAACAAGCUGCAGGAUUCAGGAGAGAAGCUGCUGAGAGAUCUUCUGGAGAGUCCAGACUGCAGACUGGAGACUCUCAGUCUGUGGAGCUGCAGUUUGUCAGAGAUCAGCUGUGCCGCUCUGGCCUCAGCUCUGAAGUCUGACCCCUCCCAUCUGAGAGAUCUGGACCUGAGUUACAACGAUCUGCAGGAUUCAGGAGUGAAGCUGCUGAGUUCUGGACUAAAGGCUCCAAACUGCAGACUGGAGACUCUCAGACUGAGUGGGUGCAGGUUGUCAGAGAUCAGCUGUUCUGCUCUGGCCUCAGCUCUGAAGUCCAACCCCUCCCGUCUGAGAGAUCUGGACCUGAGUCACAACGCUCUGAAGUAUUCAGGAGUGAAGCUGCUGAGAAAUCUUCUGAAGAGUCCAGACUGCAGACUGGAGACUCUCAGGAUCAAUGACGAGACGAUCAGAGCCAAGAAACAGAAGAGAUGAGACUCGGGUGUCAAACAGGAAGUGAAAACUGGAUCAACUGACGGUAUAAUUUCCGUAAAGCAACAAUCAAUUUCACUUAAGGCUUUUCUUA
Gymnodraco acuticeps is the source of this 3097-nucleotide messenger RNA. Its product is annotated as NLR family CARD domain-containing protein 3-like. The coding region runs from base 1 to 3006 and encodes 1001 amino acids. The transcript has 10 exons. Gene Ontology annotation, molecular function: protein binding. The record is from RefSeq and is a predicted model, not a curated record. NCBI's taxonomy places the organism in Eukaryota, Metazoa, Chordata, Actinopteri, Perciformes, Bathydraconidae.